UGCAGGCUAAAAGAGAUUACAGGUCUGAUUGAAACGCCCCUCUUCGUUUUCUGAAAUAGAGCCAUGUGCCCCUGGGAGCGUGGAAGCCACUGAUGUGAUGAGCAGGUCAGUGACUCUGUGCUGGGAAAGACCGGUCAGCAUGGAGGGAAUUUCUCAUGAGAUCCACAUCACCUACGGCUGUGAGGGACAAAAGCCCAGAUUACAGAAAUGUGCACCCAACACCACCACAGCUGUCCUUCCUGAUCUGAGACCUGGGAUGGAAUAUACUUUCAACAUCACUGCAGUCCUUCCAAACGGCAUCUGCAGCAAGACCAGCUCAACAUGCAUACAAACAAAAACUAGUCUGGAUGAACUGGUGAGUGACUUGGGACUGGAACACCACCUGAAGAACAAGCUGACUCUGAGCAAGGUGCUGGAGAUUGAUGGAGAGACUUUAACUGAUGAAAGCAUCCAGUCUCUGAAAUCUCUGCCAUGGUGUUUCCUGAGGAGGUUGAUGAUGGUGAAUGUGGCUGCUAGGAAGGGUAGGUGCGCCUCAAAACAAGACAUGACUUCCCAAAACCUGGACAGCUUAAUGGACACCCUGUGCAAUCCACAGGACCACAGCAACAGAGUCAACCCCCUGGACCUCAUAACUGCUGUGUUUCUCUGCUCAGAUGGCUGUCUCCAGCAGGAGAUGGUUUUGAAAAUGUCCAUGUGCCAGUUCUCUGUGCCUCUGCUGCUUCCUAAGUGUGAUACACAGCAGUGCACUUUAAUGCUCUGGGCCAUGAGGGAUAUUGUGAAAAAGUACAAGCCGCACUCUUUAACAGACCCAAGCGGGUUUGUAGAGGAGAACAUUGUUCUCUCUGAGCUCCCCCUGGUCUCUUUUGUGAGGCUGGGAAACAGCAGCUUGUCCAAGUCUCACUUUCUGAACCAGCUUGUCAGUAGCCCUCAGGAGCACCACGAAACCUUUGUUCACAGAAACAUGAAGUGCGGUAACACCACAAAGAGGAUUUCCAAUGGGCUGGUGGAGAUCAGCUGGUAUCUGCCCAGUGGGAACAGAAGCAUUGACAUCUUCUCUGAGCCACUGGCUAUAGCUAACCUCCGUGGGGACCUCAGAGACUUUGAAACUCAGUACACUUUCCUCUGCCGCACCUCUGCUGCUAUAUUUGUGUUCUGUGAUGAUUUUGGGUCAGAAUUUUUGGAGUCCCAGCACCUGAAGGCUCAUUGGUUCUGGAUCAUCAAUUCACAGAGCAAGAGCUUCAAUAAAGAUGAUUUCAGCAGAUGUGUUUCUGAGUUAGAGCUAAAUCCCAGUAACAUCAUCAUAAAGGGUCCGCAGAUGAAUGAUACAGAAUUCAUCAGAACCCUGCGUUUGGGUAUAAGUGGAAUUUUAAAGGGAAACGUGAUCAAAAUGAGUGUUGAACGGAUGUCUGCUGUUGCCCAUGAGCUUGGAAUCCAUGUUGAUGAAGAUUACAUUUACUGUCUGAAUGGAAAGCAGAAGACUGAUGAAAUCACAGAAAGGAUUUCUGAUAUACCGAGCUUCAAGGAGAAAGAGCUGCCCUUGCAAGGGACUGCAUGGAAACAGCUGGCCAAACUGGAGAAGGAAGAGUGCAGGAUGAAAAAUGCUGGGGAGAAGAACAUAGACCUUUACAGGAAUGAGCUUGCAGAACAAAAACAGCAGCUUAGAGCACAGCAGAGGGCUCACAACAUCUCAGAGUCUAUGUCCCAUUUCAUCUCCGCGAUGUCUGGUUCCACAGAGGAACGCAAGUAUUUCCUCAAGUGGAUGAGGAUCAACCUGGACAACCUGUCACGCAAAAGCCUUCCACUCCUUCGGGCGGAGUACAAGGAACAGUGUCAGAAUUCCUGGGAAAACAAGGAGCUCAUUGGAGAGUUGGACAGGAAGAUCUCUAGUUCAUCCUUGGGGAUGGAGCACUUCCUGCGGGAAAUGGGUCAGCUGUACGAGUCGGCCUGCUCACACCCCAAAGGCCUCACCUCUGAAAUUCAGCGCCUGCCACGUCUGGCUGCCGAGCUGCUGCAGGAAGGCUUUCCUCUGGAGCUGGUGGAUGGAGAUGCAUCCAACAUUCCUCUGCAGUGGGUGACUCAGGUUCUGAAGGAACUCCAUAAACUAACACAGCAUAAAAGUAAGAUCCGGGUGGUCACUGUACUGGGGGUGCAGAGCACUGGGAAGUCCACCCUCCUGAACACCAUGUUCGGGGUCCAGUUUGUCGUCAGUAGUGGCAGGUGCACAAGAGGUGCCUUCAUGCUCCUCGUUAGAGUGAAAGAGGAUUUUAAAGAGCUGCUUGGGUGUGAUUACAUCAUGGUUAUUGACACUGAAGGUCUGAGGUCACCAGAGUUGGCCCAUCUGGAUGACAGUUGUGAGCAUGAUAAUGAACUGGCCACUGUGGUGGUGGGGCUGAGUAACAUCACAGUCAUCAACAUCGCAAUCGCCUUCACAGAGAUGAAGGACAUCCUGCAGAUUGUGGUGCACGCCUUUCUGCGCAUGACAGAAGUUGGGAGAAAACCCUGCUGUCAUUUUGUGCACCAGAAUGUACCAGAAAUCUCUGCCCAGGACAAUAAACUGAGGAGCAGGAAGCUCCUGGAUCAGCUGAAUGAGAUGACCCAAGUAGCAGCUAAGAUGGAAAAGAAGGGAAACAUCAAAAAAUUUACUGAUGUCAUGGAGUACGAUCCAGAGAGAAUCACAUGGUACAUCCCAGGACUCUGGGAUAGCAUCCCUCCCAUGGCACCGGUGAAUUCUGGCUACAGUGACUCUGUGAAUCUGCUCCAGAGGAGUGUGAUUGAGCAUUUUAAAGAACACAAGUCUGGAAAGAGCUCACCACACACAUUCAUUGAGUUCCUAGAAUGGACCAGGAGUUUGUGGAGCGCAGUGAAGUAUGAGAACUUCAUCUUCAGUUUCCGCAACAGCCUGGUGGCUGAUGCUUAUACUCAGCUUUGCACUGAGUUCAACACAUGGGAGUGGGCCUUCAGGAAGAGCAUGUUCUCCUGGUUAAGCCAAGCUGAGACAAAGGUGUUAAACCUUGGCACAAUAGCAGCACAGAUUCAGCCAUCCUCCAAUGUGGAUGACUUACUGAGCAGCCUGAAAUGUGAGGCCUCCCUAGAAAUGGACAAAGGGGUAAAGCUCAUUUUGGACAAUCUUAUGGAAUUCUACCGGAGACCAGGGAGACACGUUCACUUAGUGGAGAAGUACAAGCAGGAAUUCAUCAACACAGCCAAAACCAUCAGGAGGGAGACAGAGCACUCUGUUAUAAACAAGCUAGAUGCCACGGUGGAGAUUAGAAAGGAUAUGUUCAGGUUAGAGAUAAUCAAGAAAAAUCAUACAGCUACAAUGGAGCAGAAGGUGCUGGACCUGAUUGAGAACUGCAGGAAAAGUAAAGAUCUGUCAGAUCAAGAGCUGGAGACUGAAUUUGAGAAGAUGUGGAAUGAGGCUGUGGCAGAACUGCAGUUCUCUGGCCUGGAAAAACGAGAUAUUGUCCAAGAUGUCCAUCAUCAGCUGAGGGCAAACUCUGAGAGAGAAGGCAGCUCAGUAUGUGAAAUUCUGUCCAAAGUGGGCAAAUUAUCUGAAUGUGGAAUGGAGCCAUUCAAAGUGAAUAGUAAAGCUCAAGAACAAAAUAAAAGGACAAAAGAUAUAAGAAAGGAGCAGGAGGUGGAGAUGCAAAAGAUAGCCGAUCACAUAAUCAAUUGCAGCAGGCAGUUUGUGGAUGAGAAAGUGAGAACAAGGUCUGAUUACCAUAACACAUACAUGAUAGACUUGUUUUGCAUGGUAGAUGAAAACCUGGACAGGGACAGGAAUCUGGACACAAGUGCUGAGUUUCAGGCCAGUCUGAAGAUCCACAUCUGUGGACAUGCAGCACGGGAGUUUCAAAAAAUGCAUUUGGAUUUUAUCCAUGCAAAUGAUCCCCGUCGCUGUCUGGAGCAGUCCAAGGAACAGUACUGCACUGACUUUAAGGACCUGUUCAAUAAACGAGACCAGUGUCAGAAGAAAGCCAAUGAGUUCACCUACAACUGUCUUGCACCUGCAGUGAAGGAAUACAUCACCAAGUCUCUGGGCCCUGACCUUGUGGAUGAAGUGUUGAGAGGAAAGAAAGCCAUUGAUUUCAGCACUCGAUCCUUCUUCCAGUUCUCAAUUCUCAAGCAGCUGCUUUCAGAUGAUAACUUUAAGGACUUUGAGAGUUACGUAAGGAACUACGAGAGCUUCGUGCAGGACUGGAUAUUCAAGCAGAUGGUUAAGCAGUUCUCUGAGGGAGAUGAUCUCAGGAACAUUGAGAUUAAGCACCUGAAGGUGAUGGUUAAACGAUUAAAGGAAGCCAUUAAGAAUGCAGAGAUGAAGGCCAAUGAAGAGGACCAGAACAUUCAGCAGUUCAUUCAGGAUAUCUGUAGUAACCUACAGGAGCUCACCAUCCCCAAAGACCCCCUCACAGUGGUCCUGUCCUUAAACACUACCAAGCCAGAAGAUUUUUCCCAGUGUCUAAAGGUGCUUGUGGAUGAAAUGGAGCAGUCCAUUACUGCAGAGUUUCAGAACGGUGGGGAUGUGAGGGCCAGGCUGACCUCACUGCCCUUUCAGCCACAGAAGGAGCUGUUUAACAGGGUGUUUGGCUAUGAGAGGCAGUGUCCCUAAUGCAAGACCCCAUGUGAAGCAGGCGGCAAGAACCACGCAGAGCACUUUGCUUCCAUUCACCGUCCUUGGGGGAUCAGGGGACACAAAGAUAAUGUCUCCUGUAAAUUACUGAGUGAUGUCUGCCCCUCCUGUGUUGCCAGUGAGGCAAGGUUCAGGUCAAGAGAAACAGAGGGGAAAUGGCAUCCAUACAAGGACUAUCAAAGCAUUUACCCUGACUGGCGCAUCCAGCCUGACACCAGCAUCCAGGCCUCAGACUACUGGAAGUACGUCUUCCACAGGUUUAAUGAGCAGUUUGCCGUGGCGUAUAAAGCUAAGCCUGCUGACAUUCCCACCCUUUGGAGAUAUAUAACCCAAGACCAAGCCAUGAAAAGCCUGGAGGAAUCCUUCCAGAUGAAAACAGAAGGAGAUUAAAUUAAAUGGAUUAUAUGGCCCCUGUGUCAGUCAGGUUGAAAAUGUAUUUUCUGAGUGGCAUUAAUUAAUAGCCUACUCACACAUAUCAUGGCUAAUCGCAAAAAGUGCCCCAACCAAGUGGAAUCCUAUGAAAGUAAGGGCCAUAGGUUAAAAAAAAAAAAAAACACAUUUCAAAAAGGGGGCAUUAAAUUAAAUCAUCACUGAUGUUUAGAAAGAGAGAUAAUCACUGAUGCAUACAUAACUGCAUUUAUACAUAUAAAACCACAUACAUGCUAACAUAGGAUGUUACUUCUGUCAUAACCUGUGCAGCUUUUAUCUAUACACACUGUCUGAGUUAGCAUGGCUGAGCUUUGUUCAUUAUUCCAUUGUUUAGAUGCAUAAUCAGGGACGGUAACUAGGCUGAGAUAUUUUAAGUUUGUUUAAUUUUGAGACCUUCUCUAUAUCAAAAAGAAUACUUUUAACGAAAAUACAAAUUACAUUUUAUGUUUUUUUCUAUGCUUCUUAUAAUAAGUCUCUAUUAAUAAAGCACAUAACCUUCAUGUGUUACUGGUAAUUUUAUCAGCUCUUCAUCACUGCUAGCUUGGCUGUUUGAAGUCAUACAUUGUUAAGUGCCUUGAUAAUCUGUUUACACAAUAGCAUAGCUUUCAUCCAUCCAUAUUCAAAUAUUUUAAUCACAUGAUUUCUUGUUACAAUGUUAAAAGGGUUGUUGUUAUCACUAUAAGCCUUAAUAUAGAAAUUCACUGUUCCUGAAAAAAAAGAAAAUUAAACUUUGAGGCCCAAAUAUGCCACCCAUCCAUCCAUUAUCUAUACCUGCUUAUCCUGGUCAGGGACGCGGGGGCUGCUGGAGCCUAUCCCAGCAUGCAUUAGGCGAGAGGCAGGAAUACACCCUGGACAGGACGCCACACACACCAUCCACUCAUACCUAUCGGCAAUUUAGAGUCUCCAGUUAGCCUGCCGACAUGUCUUUGGACUGUGGGAGGACAUACAAACUCCACACAGAAAGGCCCAGGGAUUCGAUCCUAGGACUGCACCACUGUGCCGCCCUUAUAGCUUUCAUGAUGACUGUUUAUUUUUCUUUUUUAGAAAGCUGGAUUCAAAAUUUGUUUUGCUUCUUUUCACUUAGUAAAAUUGAUGUAUCU
Anguilla rostrata (American eel) is the source of this 6159-nucleotide messenger RNA. RefSeq names its product up-regulator of cell proliferation-like. The transcript is spliced from 2 exons. The coding region runs from base 98 to 4609 and encodes 1503 amino acids. Lineage: Eukaryota; Metazoa; Chordata; Actinopteri; Anguilliformes; Anguillidae. The record is from RefSeq and is a predicted model, not a curated record. Gene Ontology annotation, molecular function: GTP binding; protein binding.